Molecule: messenger RNA, 579 nt
Organism: Penicillium malachiteum
Lineage: Eukaryota; Fungi; Ascomycota; Eurotiomycetes; Eurotiales; Aspergillaceae
Exons: 1
Coding region: 1-579 (192 amino acids)
Molecular function (GO): catalytic activity
Source: RefSeq, a predicted model, not a curated record
AUGCGGUUCUGCUGCUGCUGUAGCCGACUUCCAAGAUUUAUUAGCCUUGGGGCACAGACUGGUGGCAGUGUCAUUCGCCCAGCAUCUUACACCGGGGUCUUCGCCAUGAAGCCGACUUACAAUACGAUUUCGCUCGAAGGGCAGAAGUCUUUUGCCCCUACUUUUGAUACAUUUGGCUUUUUUGCCAGAACUGCGGAGGAUCUGCAGCUGCUAGCAGAUAUUUUCGCUCUUCAUGACGACGAGCUUCCUCCGCAAGAAGAUAUACAAAUUGACCAAGUCUCGGUCGCUUUGAUCAAGACCCCCAUUUGGUCUCAAGCAGGACCAAGUACUAUCGAGGCUAUGGAACAAGCUGCGGCAAUUCUUCAGAACUCGGGUGCCCGGGUUGAGGAAAUCAACUUGCCCUCCGAGGUUUUGGAUGCCGGAAACCUUAGGCGAAUUCAGAAAAUUAUCACCAAUGCCGAGGCUCGGGUGUCCUUUCUAAGGGAAUACCGAGUCGGUAAAGCGGAACUGUCUCCUGAAAUACAGAACAUCGUCGAAAACAUUUCCAAUCAUACACACAAAGAGCUGGUGGAAGCCUGA